Messenger RNA from Schistosoma bovis, 2110 nucleotides. Lineage: Eukaryota; Metazoa; Platyhelminthes; Trematoda; Strigeidida; Schistosomatidae. The record is from the annotation of a GenBank genome assembly.
CGUUGCCGUGCUCACAUGGUUCCAUUUUUUAAACUUUAACUGGGCAUGCCAUCAGGAUUUUAACAAAUAUAAGACUCAGUGCUUUAUAUAUUGCUGGAACUGCAAAAUAGUGAGGGUCGUCUAACCAACUAUUAUGAGUCAGUGUCUUCAAGUUGCUUUCAUGGAGUCAUUUUACAGAACAUUAGUUUAUUUGAGGAAUCACUCAAUCAUGGUUAAUGGUGAAAGGAGGACCCCUUCGGUCAUUUUAAUGGACUUCUUUAAUAUGAUUCCGUUCACAGAUCGGACCAGCGUUUCUUCAACUUUGACCGAAAUCCGCAACAGCCUGGAUGAUCAAAAUCAGGCAGUUACAGUUAGUUUUCAUGAGAAUUCCCAUGGUAUUAAGAAAACAAAUCAAAUCCCUAUUACUGGAAGGCUUAGAAGCGUCGUCAGAAAUCUCCAACCUACUUCUGUGUAUUUUCACACUGUGUCUAUGUUUAUUGGAAUUAAGCGUUCUGAGAAACUGUGAUCGGUCAGACUUAGAAAGCGAAGAUAUUUGGACAACUAUCAAAGAAUUAAAUCAGUCUAUAUUCCCAAGAUUAUGUGAAAAAAUAAAGCAACAAAAAACGAAUCUGCCUUCACUUUUAUCAUGGUCAUAUUGUAUGUUAGCGUUCACCUUCUAUGCUUGUGCAGAGUGGGUACAUAAUCAAGGUUGUAAACCUUCACCUUCGUUCUGUGUCAAGAAUUCUGUGGACUUAGAUGAAGCUAUUUUGGAUCAUCCAACUGUGCCAGAAAUAUUGCGCCAUAUUCUCUAUAAUCAGGUAAAGAAUAGACCUUAUUUUACACCACCUACUUCACGAACGCUAAUAGAUCUUCUAUUUUCAAGUGCAAUAUCUAGCAAUGCAGGAAUUUUAAUGUCUUGCAAGUAUAAAAAAACAUAUGACCUAUCUGACUGCUGUAUUGAAUUCGAUGAACCUCCGGUGCAACCUGUCAAAGUUGAUGAAAUCAAAGUUAAUAUUAAAGACAAACCACGUCAAUUGCCUUCAUGUUUUCAAGAUAAUUUGCAAACAGGUUCCUUCAAAAAAAUUUUUUCUAACCUAAGUUUGUUGAAACAACUACUUGGAAAUCCUGACUGCCAAAAUUCUUUACUGGAACCAUUAAUUUUUAGCUUACGACAGUCACCUUUCAUAUUGAAACGCUUGAGAAGUUGCUUGGCAAGUGGUCUAAAACCAAAUGACACUAAUGUCUGCUUAUAUGAGAAAAUUUAUACCUUACUACUGCAACUGUGGUUUCAAGCUGCUAUGGAUCGUACGUUGCUUAAGAAUUUUCCACAAUCAUAUAUAUGGUUGUGUGGCUUCACUUGCCCGAUGUAUGAGGUAAUGAGUAUGACUGGAUUCUAUAAUGCUGUUAUAUGGACUGGGCGUUUUCUGACUGCUUAUGAGAAUAUGUUUAGGUCAUCAAUUUUUAACUCACCGCACUGGUACCUACAAAUGAUUACGGAUGCAGUGAUUGCUAUAAUAGAUCGAUCAGGAAAAGGUAGUCAACAGGAUAUAUCAUCUGAUCAACUGGAUGAAUUGCUUUGUAGUUGUAUGGCUGCAAUUGUCAGACCAUUUCAUGCUCUCAGAAUUGAAGAUCACGAAGUUUAUGCUGAAAUGUCUCGAGCGAUUAAAGUCCCUUUAGAAUCAAUUGUAUCGCAUCUUUCAAGUUGUUUAGUUAUAAAAGAUAGUUCAAGUACAAAUAUCAAAGAAAAGAAAAGAAAAACGACAGAACCAACAAGUACAACAACUAUAAAUUUUAGAUUAAAAGAUUUCAUAGUUCAUCAUCUUAUAUUUCCAAUGAUCAGAGCAUGUGACAAAUGGGCAAUGGGACAAGCGAAGUUGGGAAUAAAACCACAUUGUGCAAAAGCUCUUCUUAAUCAACUUAUUAUUGACGCUAAAAUUCAAAAUGAACACUUAGAAGGCCCUCCUCAAAUGGCACAAAAGUUGGAUAUCGUUAGACCACCUGCUGUAGGUGGCUUGCAUGUAGCGGAAAAACUUUCGUUAAAACGAAAACGAUAAGAUUUUUCAUGUACAGCUGUAAAAAAUGUGCUGAUUAAUAAAUUUCUAAUUCUUAUAAGAGUAAAAAUGUAUAUACG